CCCAAGGCCUCCUCCAUGGCACUACCAAGGCCUGACAUGGAGGCCUUUAGCUGCUCCACCCUCCUCUCUCUCCUUUUCCUCUUCCUCCUUUCUCCUUCUCUUCUCACCCUCUCUGAUGCCCAAGCUACUUCCAUUCCCCGUCGUGAACUUCUCACAUUUCACAAAACCUUUGUUGACCUCCUCAAUAACCUUGAGUUUGACAUCUCUAUCGAUGUCGAUAUUCGCAACCCUCGAUUAAAGCAAGCCUACAAUGCUCUCCAGGCUUGGAAGAAAGCUAUUUUCUCUGACCCCACUAACUUCACCGGAAAUUGGGUUGGCCAUGAUGUUUGCUCCUACAAUGGCAUUGUUUGCGCUCCUUCUCUCGAUGAUCCUUCAGUCCUUGUUGUUGCUAGUGUCGACUUCAAUGGUGCCGACCUUGCUGGAUAUAUUCCUAUCGAGAUUGGUCUCCUUAAUGACACUGCCAUCCUCCACAUCAACUCCAAUCGGUUUUGCGGUGUCCUCCCCUCUAGCCUUUCAAGUCUCACCCUCCUCCAUGAGCUUGAUGUAAGCAACAAUUGGCUUGUCGGCCAAUUUCCUUCAGUGGUCCUUGACUUGCCUGCUCUCAAAUACCUUGACCUUCGAUUCAACAACUUUGAGGGGUCGCUACCACCCAAGCUCUUCGACAAGGACCUCGAUGCCUUAUUCUUGAACAACAACCUGUUUGAUUCUAACAUACCAGAAAACUUGGGCAAUUCUACGGUCUCCGUUUUAGUUUUGGCUAACAACAAGUUUGAAGGUUUCAUUCCGAAGACCAUUGGAAAGAUGAAGUCCACCUUAAAUGAGAUCAUCCUAUCCAAUAAUGGUUUAAUAGGAUCCCUUCCAGCUGAAAUUGGAUCAUUGAGUGAAGUCACAGUACUUGAUGCUAGCUUCAACUCUUUCUCAGGAGUCCUGCCAGAAACUUUUGCAGGUUUAAAGAAGCUUGAAUCACUAAAUAUUGCACAUAAUAUGCUAAGUGGCAUCGUGCCAGAUAGUGUAUGUGGAAUAAAGAGCCUUGGCAACUUCAAAUUAUCAGAUAACUACUUCAAAGGGGCAGCCUCGAAGUGUACAUCAAGAUCAGAUUUGGUAUUUGAUGACAAGGGCAAUUGUUUUCUGAAGUGGCGGCAACAGAAAUCAAGAAAGGCUUGUGCACCGGUGCUGGCCCAACCAAUCAUAUGUCAUCAUCUAGAUGGGACCGAGUGUGGUAUAUCGGCCCUAGCCCCUGCUAGCCCUAAGCCACUAACUCGAUCACCAUCUCCACCAUCUCCCAUGUAUUCGCAAGUACCACCAGUUCAAUCUCCACCACCUCAUUCGGUUUAUUUACCACCAAAGCCACUAGUACAAUCUCCACCUCUAUCAAUUUAUUCACCACCCCCUCCAAUCUACUCUCCACCACCUCCACUAGUCUAUUCACUUUUACCUCCAGUUUACUCUUCACCACCUCCACUAGUCUAUUCACCACUACCUCCAAUUUAUUCUCCACCAUCUUUGAUUAGUUUUCUACCACCUCCCCACUCAUCGCCAUCACCCAUCUUCUCUCCCCCUCCUCCUGUCCACUUACCUCCUCCGCCUAAUAUAAUUAUCUCUUCCCCAUAUCUAUAUAAUAUCUUGCCACCAGUUGGAGGGCUCAAUUAUGCAUCGCCUCCUUCACCCCAAUAUCCAGGUUAUAACUAAGUUGCACUCUUGUUCAAAUUUUUUAGGUGGAAAAGAAUCCACCUCUGUUCAUGCACCCCAAGAGCUUCCAUAUACUACCGUGGGGAAUAUGAGAUAAAGAGAGAGUGUCAUUGGUGACAACAUGUACUUCCAAGACAUCUCAUUUUUCUUUUAGUGGUACUUUUCAUUUCCAUGAGCCUUUUUUCCUUUGGGGUUGCAAUUUGCACAUGUGAAUGAAAUCUUCAAAUACAGAA
Messenger RNA from Phoenix dactylifera (date palm), 1922 nucleotides. The record is from RefSeq and is a predicted model, not a curated record. NCBI's taxonomy places the organism in Eukaryota, Viridiplantae, Streptophyta, Magnoliopsida, Arecales, Arecaceae.